AUGCACGGCUACAGUUCCUCUGACGAGUCGGACGAUCCUCGCCGUCCGCGCUCGCAGCCAUCCUCGUCAGGCAACAACCAAGACAACAAGAAGAAGAGAAAGAAGAGACUCCCUCCCCAGCAGUCCAUCAACAGGAUCUGGAAGAAGUUUUCAAACCGAAAGUUUUACACGGCGCUCUCAGUCCUUCCGUUCGACCCUGUCGCGCCUCGAUCGGGAUUGGACCGACCUAAUGAGCUGCUCUCCGAAGGAUAUGAGCGCGCUGCAGAAGAGUGUCGACGAAAGGUCGAGAAGAUUGUCAAGGAGUGUAAGCGGGUCAAUAUGAGAUAUCGUGACCCAGGCUGGGAUUUGGACUGGGAUCUGAGAUACGAAAAGGGCAACACCCUCAACUAUAUCGGCAGCGACAAGUUUGAAAUCAACAGGACUACCUUGCUGGGCUCCAAAGCGGUCGUUCCCAAGGCUGUCAAGAGAGUGCACGAGAUUUUCGAGAAGCCCACGUUUUUGAAGGAUGUCAGCGGAAGCGAUGUCAAGCAGGGGGGCCUUGGAGACUGCUGGCUCAUGUCCAGCUUCACUGCAUUGGCAAGCGCCGAUAAAGGUGUUCCCCGGUGCUGUGUGGCAUACGAUACGAAAAUCGGCAUUUACGGAUUUCUCUUCUACCGGGAUGGAGAAUGGGUCUACUCGAUUGUCGAUGACAAGCUGUAUCUCAAGUCUCCGGGUUGGGACUCGCCUAGCAUGCAGCGUGACCUUCUUCAGCAGAUUGACCGCAACGAAGAAACCGAAGCUACUUACAGGAAGACGUACCAGACGGGCUCAAAGGCUCUCUUCUUUGCCCAGUGCAAGGACCAAAAUGAAACCUGGGUGCCACUCCUUGAGAAGGCCUACGCCAAAGCCCAUGGUGACUAUGCCUCCCUUUCUGGUGGCUGGAUCGGAGAAGGUCUAGAGGAUCUCUCUGGUGGAGUCACCACUGAGCUGCUUGCAUCCGACAUCUUGGAUCUUGACGCCUUUUGGGACAACGAGCUGUCCAAGGUCAACAAGGAAUUCAUGUUUGGCUGCUCUGCUGGCAUCCUGGAUUAUGGCUAUGGCCACCGCGAUGGCAUCAGCGAGGCUCAUGCCUACGUUGUCACCGAUGCUCGCACCCUCAAGUCAGGCCAGCGACUGGUCAAGCUCCGCAAUCCCUGGGGCGAGAUCCGCAAGGGCCUUUGGGAGGGAGCGUGGAGCGACGGCUCCAAGGAAUGGACUGCCGAGGCCCAAGAGGAGCUGGGCCAUAAGUUUGGCAGCGAUUCUGUCUUUUGGAUUACCUUUGAGGACUUGGUCCGCAAGUAUACUCAUUUUGACCGGACUCGUCUGUUCAGGGAGGACGACGACUGGCGCUGCUGUCAGCGAUGGAUCGGAGUCGAUGUCCCGUGGAAGGCGGAAUAUCACGAAAAGUUCCGCAUCAAGCUGACAAAGGACUCUCCUCUCAUUCUCGUCUUGUCGCAAUUAGACGGAAGAUACUUCAAGGGCCUCCAAGGGCAGUACAGCUUCCGCCUUCACUUCCGCCUUCACAAUGAAGAUCAACCCGACGCGGAAGAUUACAUUGUGCGCUCUCACGGCAACUACUUUAUGAAGCGAUCGGUGUCUGUGGAGCUCCCCGAUCUUCCUUCUGGCAACUAUACUGUAUACCUCAAGGUGACUGGCCAGCGCAACCAGGAACUGCCGUCGGUCGAAGAGGUUGUCAAGAGAGAGAGCCAAAAGCGGGUUGAAAACGAGAAGCUCGCGCAAGUGGGCUACGCGUAUGACCUGGCCCACAGCAAGGCCUGGGAGCACAUGGAAAAGGUGACUGAGAUUCGCAACAAGCGAGACCAGGAAAAGGCCACUUUGCACCGCCAGAAGGAGCGCCGACGGCAGUGGGAGAGACGGCACAUCAGCCGCGACGUGACCAAGAAGCAGAAGAAGAAGAAUGGCGAGAAGAAGGAGCGGAAGAAGGAGCACAGGGAGGAGCUGAGGAAGAAGGCCAUUGAAGCAGCUGCCAAGGUGGAGAGCAAGUCUGAGAAUGUCUCGGGCAUCUCGACGCCUCUCGACGCGGACAUUGUCAACAUUGAUGUCAGCAAGCUGGCGCUCAAUGACGACUCGGACUCCAACGCCAGCGGCUCGCCUACUGAUACUCCCAAGUCGGAGAAGUCCAGCAUCUUUCCCUCGGACGAAAAGCAAGAUGUGCCCCCCGCUGCUGAUGAAGACAAGGACGCAGCAGCAGAAGAGCCCAAGCCUGCUGCUGCGGAGGAGAAGCCCGAUCCUCCGGCCGUGGUCGAAGAGUCUGACGGCGACUCGUCCGACUCUCCCGUCGAGGACUGGGAAGAGCUGUAUAGCGACGACGACUUCACCCGCCGGCCUCGCCAGUUCCCCUAUCCCGCGCCUCCUCUGCGGGAUGACUACGACACCGAGGAGGAGAAGAUGCCCACGCCGUGGAAUGCCGUCUGCAUUGUGGGCAUCCGCGUCUAUUCCAAGGACGAGCAGCUGGAGCUCUUGACCGUCAUGGAGGGCGGAUCGCUCGACGGCAUGGGCGAGAAGGGCCAGGCGGAUCUGGAUAAUGCGCAGGACAAUGCCGGUGGUGUGCGGCUGGAGGAGAAUGGGGCGGGUGAA
Molecule: messenger RNA, 2616 nt
Organism: Trichoderma atroviride IMI 206040
Lineage: Eukaryota; Fungi; Ascomycota; Sordariomycetes; Hypocreales; Hypocreaceae
Biological process (GO): proteolysis
Cellular component (GO): cytoplasm
Molecular function (GO): calcium-dependent cysteine-type endopeptidase activity
Source: RefSeq, a predicted model, not a curated record